GUUCCACAUACCUCCACAUAAGCUUCAAUUUACCCAGAACUUUCGGUAUUGUUGCGGAUUCCGCCUUCGUGUUGGAGCUAGGCGGCCGGUAAUGCGAGGAUACCUAUCCCUUUCGCCAAUAUGAGUUCGGACGAUGGAGCGGCGCAAAUGCCGGCCUUUAAGAUGACCAAAGCCUGUGUGAAAUGCCGGGGAUUGAAGCUGAAGUGCAAGGUUGACCAAGGGCCUUCCUGUCGGAGGUGCUUGCGGACUGGCGUUCCAUGCGUCUUUAGACCAAGAGCAAACGCUUCAUCGACACGAGAAGUUUUGCCCUCAGAAGGCUCGCCCAAUGCUGUUAGAUGGACAAGUCAGACGCUACAUUCGGUAUUGAACCGCCUUGAUAUUAUCGAGUCACGCCUCGAUCUGGACUCUGCAACUGGUUCGAUCGUUGAGCAGGAGCAAAAUAUGCCACAGAUAGACACGAGAGAUCCAGCGCUCAGCGAGGUGUGGAAUGCUGCUACGCAGCUCAGACAGAAGACGCAUCAUCCAGUCAACGAAAAGAUAUGGCUCCCAGCAAAUAUUCAGCAGUUAUGGCAAUUCUUUCAUAUAAAUAUUCCGAGCCUCCACUUCCUUCCCAAUAAGCAAAACUUCUCCUCCCCAACACCCCUACUGCUAUCUGCGAUGUUGUACAUCUCGGCUCUGAACCAUGGCACUCGAGACCUCGCCGGCCUGGCGCCGGAUUACUUCCUAGUCAUGUGUCGGGCCAUUGCCGAGUUGAGCAUUCCCUCUCCAACGACUGAACUGGUCGCAGAUAAGCCGUCAUUUAAGUCUGAAGAGAAUGCAUUCCAUGAUGUCCUUGGUAUAGUACUCGCUGGACUCGCCUGCGAAGCUUCAAUAAAGACGACGGGGAUAUGGAUUUCUGUUGGCUACCGUCUCAUAUUGGAGUCGUGCCCGAAAGAAGUCGAUGAGAGGUCCCGAGAGUGGCAGAGACUUUUUGCUGGACUCCAGAUCAUCGACCUUGAGCACGCAUCUCUCCAUAUGUCAUGUCCCAUAAUUCCACUUCAAGCGCCCCUAGCUCGUCUGCAUAUUUCAUCCGAAGAUGACAUCUACUCUCUCACUCAGAUGUUGCACACGGGUUUGACGCAUUUUACUGGUCGAGGACUUCCCACUAUAUGGUCAUGUUUCUCGUCACCCCAGGAAAGGCCAAUGUUAACAGCUUCUCUUACUGCUGUGGAUGCGGCUAUAAUUCGGGACUGGGCUGUUCAGCUUGACAGAUGGCUUGCGAGAUUCAACAAACCAGGCCGGCACUUCACGUCCGAGAGCGAUCGUAGAGUUGUAUUCCGCCAAUAUAUCCUCCACAGAUUGCUGGUGUUAUCCAUCUAUCACCCCGCUCGGGGAUUCAAUCUCUUCGCGACAUCUACUACUUCGUCCGAGCGGCACGAAUUGCUGGUUUCAACACGUGCCGCACUGAAGAUGCAGUUCGAUGACAAAAGCAUAUGGACCAAUUGGGAUCUAGUGAUGAUUACAUGGGCGGCCUUGAUAGUACUCCAAGCUAUAUCCGGAGGAGUUGGCGAAGCGGAUGAUAUUCCCCUUGUACAAGACCUCUUACACACCCUCCGGGCAACCCAACAACUGCCAGUAAACUUCCGCCAUCAGCUGGCUGCGCAGCUCGAAGCUAGCUUGCAGAACACGUCCAUACAACCAGUGAUGAGCUCCGAUUUUGUGCCUCCUAACGUCGAAGAUCACCUGGCAUGGUCGAUUUUUGACGACAUGAGCAUUCGCUUUGUAGAUCAGAGGAUGUGAUAAUAGUAGUAGUACCACUUGGAUGGCCUUGCUGUUGCUAGCUAUUUUGUAAAUGUUGUUCUCAAUUUAUAUAUAUCUGUCAGUGCUAGUCAGUCCGUCGAACCAUCCGUAUUAUUAUCUCCCGAUUUCGAGAAUUUAGCAAGGG
Messenger RNA from Pseudogymnoascus verrucosus, 1924 nucleotides. RefSeq lists its product as uncharacterized. Gene Ontology annotation, biological process: regulation of DNA-templated transcription. The record is from RefSeq and is a predicted model, not a curated record. Gene Ontology annotation, molecular function: DNA-binding transcription factor activity, RNA polymerase II-specific; zinc ion binding. Lineage: Eukaryota; Fungi; Ascomycota; Leotiomycetes; Thelebolales; Thelebolaceae. The transcript has 9 exons. Bases 121 to 1779 code for a protein of 552 amino acids.